Helianthus annuus (common sunflower) is the source of this 1153-nucleotide messenger RNA. RefSeq names its product transcription factor SPATULA. Bases 170 to 958 code for a protein of 262 amino acids. Gene Ontology annotation, molecular function: protein dimerization activity. The record is from RefSeq and is a predicted model, not a curated record. NCBI's taxonomy places the organism in Eukaryota, Viridiplantae, Streptophyta, Magnoliopsida, Asterales, Asteraceae. Gene Ontology annotation, cellular component: nucleus. The transcript has 7 exons.
CAGUCUCUCACCGACCCCCAUCAAUCAUCUUCAUCUUCAUCUCCAUCAACCAACUUCAAAUCACCCACAGACUCACUUUCACACUACACUCAACUUCUUUCUAACCCCAUCUACCCAAAAAACCUCUAAAACCACCAUUCAACUCACUGCAUGUUCUACCUCUACAAAAAUGGCCAACUUAUACACCUCAUCAUCUCCACCACAACCAACCGACGACAUCUCCUUAAUCCUCCAACAAAUGCAAUGUCAAAUCCCACCCCUACAACCCCUUUACUCACCCGGGUUACCCGUUUCAAACCCGAUCCACGCAGUUGAUGAUGACCCAGAUGAAUAUGAUUGUGAAAGUGAGGAGGGUUUUGAAAAUUUGAUGGAACAAAUGGUUGAAAAAUGUGAUCGGCCAAGAAAUUCUUCAAAAAGAGCUAGAGCUGCUGAGGUUCAUAAUUUAUCAGAAAAGAGGAGAAGGAGCAGGAUAAAUGAGAAGAUGAAGGCUUUGCAGAAGCUGAUUCCCAAUUCAAAUAAGACUGAUAAGGCAUCAAUGUUGGAUGAAGCAAUUGAAUAUCUGAAGCAGCUUCAGCUCAGAGUACAGAUGUUAACAAUGAGGAACGGGAUGAAUAUAUAUUCAAUGUCUGUACCACCCGGAGUUCUUCAGCCACCUCAGCUUCACCGUUCAAGAAUCGCGCUACAUGAACCUGAAAACAUGGCAUCGUUGAACCAAGAAACGCAGGUGAAUACGAUGCUCGGGUUCCCAAUGCAAUGCAGUAAUCAGAACCUGCCAUCGGUUCCUAAUCUUUCGCAUUUGAUCAGUUCGGGAUCUUCGUGUUCUUUCAGGGAAUCUUUGAUGAAUGGUGGUGGAAAUGAGGGAGGUCAGUUAAUGAAUUCACAGCAGAAAUUGGUUCUUCCGGUUGAUAUGGACGGGACUUGCACAGGAAAUGCAUCUUAUGAUGAUGCAAAGAGGUGAAGAAUGACAUUAUCUGCUAUGGUUCCAAGCUUUCUUUAACUGUUAACUUUUGACUUGGUACUUCUUCUACUACCAUUGCAAGGUGUUGUGCAUAUAUUUGCUUUGUUAUGCUCUAAACUUAGGCUGGUUAAAAUCUAAUUAGAUGUUUUUAUGGUUGACUUCUUUUGGUAACAAGUGCUUUUGUAUUUGUUUGUA